UGUCAGUGUCACUCCCGUACAUUAAUUGUUUUUGGAUUUCCUCUACCGAUUUUAACCAGUUUUAAUGUCUUUUUCAAUUAAAAACCUAUCAAGAAUAGCGAAGCAAUGUUACAAAACCUACAAAGAUAUGACUGAAAACAGUUAUCGGAAACUGCAGAUGUGCGGUACGGAGGAAGAGAUGCGUGAUGUGGCGGCCAGGAUCUGCAGGAACUAUCUCCACGGAGCCUGGAAGACGGUGGACCCCUCGGAGCUGGACUUCAAGAGGAUCAGUGGCGGGCUGUCAAAUUUCCUGUACUACGUGGCGCUGCCAGAUGACUUGUCCAAGGCCAAGCUGCGUGAGUCCGUGUCAGUGGAGGACCCCAGCUAUAUGGGGGGCGUCAUGAGCAGGUCGUUCUCUGGCGAGGAGCCUAAAAAGGUCUUGCUCAGGAUAUACGGCCAGGUUCAUGGUCAACGGGCCAUGGACGCCAUCGUGACAGAAUCCGUCAUUUUCACGCUGCUGUCAGAGAGGCGGCUGGGGCCCAAGCUGUGGGGUGUGUUCUCUGGGGGCAGGAUAGAGGAAUACAUUCCUGCGAGAUCCCUCCUCACAAAAGAGCUCGCCGAGCCGGCGCUAUCCAUGAAGAUAGCCGAGAAGAUGGCCGCCAUACAUUCCAUGGACAUACCGUUGUCGAAGGAACCCAACUGGCUGUGGAAGACCAUGGGCAAGUGGAUAAAGACCGCUAAAGAGGAGAGGCUCACGGGGACCGGCAAGAACGAAGAGGAGAAUAACAUCAUCAAGCGGCUGAGAGCUGUAGAUUUUGAGAAGGAGGUGGAAUGGCUGAAGAAGUUCCUGUCGACAGUCGAUUCUCCCGUUGUCUUCUGCCACAACGAUUUGCAGGAGGGUAACAUUCUGUUACUAGAAGACGUGCACACAGACGAAGAACCAACAUACAGACUACACUCAUACCAAGAAGACAGUCCCAGAAAGUCUUUCGACCCCUUAUCGCAGUACGAAGAUGCGAACACAGUCGACUCUGAAUCCAGCCACAUCUCAGAUUCAGGGGAACCGAAGCUCGUACUGAUAGAUUUCGAGUACUGUGCUUAUAACCACAGGGGGUUCGACAUAGCCAACCAUUUCCAAGAGUGGGGCUAUGACUAUACGAACCCCGAGCACCCUUAUUAUUAUGAGAAUCAGGAGAAUCAUCCGAAUUUGGAGCAAAAGGAAAUAUUCAUCCGCGAAUAUCUAAAGCACUACAACUACUAUGCCAACGACGCGAAGGACGCAACGCCAUCUAUCGACGACGUGAAUCAUCUGCUCAACGAGGUUGACGCGUUCACGAUCGCGACGCAUCUGAUGUGGUGUCUGUGGUCCAUAGUCAACGCCAGUAAAAGCCAGAUCCCCUUCGGUUAUUGGGAAUUCGCCAUGACCCGGCUCGAAUCGUACAUCCGGAUGAAACAGGAAGUGAAGAAAGAUAAAUUCGGUCCACAGAAGAGAAAGAUCUGCGAAGUGGACAUAUGAGUGCAGUGCGACACGCUUUCAGUGGAAUCCUUGGACGUUUGAUAUUUUAAUAUUGUACAAAGAAUUUAUUAUACUUGGGGCAUACUGAAAAUUCCUGGACUGGCCACUUAGAAAAAUAAGUCGUCUUCAUAUAUCAGAAACCCGAAACUUUCAGUGUGGCCCACGUGAUAGAGUGGUAAAGUCUAAGAAAAUAUACUCUAAGUAUGACAUCAAAAACAGAUGGCGCCAUCUGUUUUGCGGUCACUGAAUUGUCAAUCAGACACGCAAUGCGACACGCUUUCGGUGGAAUCCUUGGACGUUUGAUAUUUAAAUAUUGUACAAAGAUAUUGAUAGAGAGGUUAAGUCUAAGAAAAAAACCCUAAGUUGUCAUCGAAAACAGAUGGCGCUAUUACAGCGCCAUCUGUUUUGCGGUCACUGAAUUGUCAAUCAGAGUUACCGCUUAACACAUUCAUUGCCAAUAAGUGCUACGGGUUACGCUCGUAGCGCGUAGCCACGUCUUUGCCGUAUGGAGCGCGUAGUCGCUACGAACAGUGUACCCGACAGUCGGGUUCUUGGCGCUGAAUGUGAUAAUGUAUGGAGCUGUACAGCGCCAUCUCGUUUACCUGUCAAAUUGGAAGCGCGACAAUUAUCUUAGAUUUUACGCAUCUUAAUCAAUGUAUCUUUGAUAUAAUGCACCAAUACCAGUAAGGCAACUUAGCGGCACUUGCACUAUCCCGCUAACCCGGGGUUAAGCGGAUAAACCGACCCAGUGUCGAAUUGUACUGGAAACCAUGGCAACUCCAGGUUUAACCAGUUAACCCCGGGUUAGUGAAUGGUGCAAGUGGCCGUUAGAAAAAUAUACCAAACUGUCUCCGUCUUCGCGCGGUUGUAGCUAAAACGGUCAAUGUGGCUAAUUUCGUCAUAGGGACUAUUCCGUCCACUAGCAUUUUUCUCGAACAACGAACAACAUUGAUAAUUUCGUCUAAAAAGCAGCGAUUGCUUUUAGUUUCGGCAAUCAAACUCAAAUGGUUUUUUUCCCUACGAUUGAAAAUCAAAGACACGCUCCUGGACGGAAUAGUCCCUAUGACGGAAUUAGCCACAUUAUAAAAAAAUCGCUGGAAACACCUUGAUGUAUUUAUUUGAAAUCGACUGCGAUAUGUCAACCAAAGCACUAAGGCAUGGAACCGUUUUUUUUUUAAUUCCAAAAUAGCCCAAUUUUUUAAUUAUUUUAUGGUCUUUACGUGGGACUGAAUCAUGUAUAGCAACUUCGUAUUAAUUUAUUGUCCCAUUAAAAAUGAAAUAAUAAACCAAAGAACGAAAAAUAACGUAAAAAUACCGGUAUUUUUUGUAGUGAAGAAAAAACCGGUUCCGAGCCUUGCAAAGCACAUAAACCGGUUCCGAGCCUUACAAAGCACAUAAUACGAAUAGAAGGGACGUAAUUUUAUCUUAAUAAAGAUUUAAAACAAA
Messenger RNA from Cydia fagiglandana, 2941 nucleotides. RefSeq names its product choline/ethanolamine kinase. Gene Ontology annotation, biological process: phosphatidylethanolamine biosynthetic process; CDP-choline pathway. Bases 65 to 1495 code for a protein of 476 amino acids. Gene Ontology annotation, cellular component: cytoplasm. The record is from RefSeq and is a predicted model, not a curated record. The transcript has 9 exons. Gene Ontology annotation, molecular function: ethanolamine kinase activity; choline kinase activity. NCBI's taxonomy places the organism in Eukaryota, Metazoa, Arthropoda, Insecta, Lepidoptera, Tortricidae.